ACAGAACGAGCUAGCGAGCGAGCGGAGAGGCGGCUACAGCCUGAGCGCCGGGCCGGUGGCGGCCGCGCCGGCGAGCGGACUAGCGGGCGGCGAGCAGCGCGGAGCGCGCGGGGCACCGAGGAGCGGGCGCGGCGGGCACCGCGCGAGGCAGCCGGAGCUCUCCGAAAGGCCAGAGCGGCGCCUCCCCCGCUGCCUCUGCGGGGCCCCGGCUGGGAGCCCGACGAGGGAGCGGGCGGCAUGGCCCGGCGGCCCGGGGCGCGGGGGAGCUAGGCCCCCGGAGGGGCGCCCGCCGCCUCGCCGCUGCCGCCGCCGCCCUCCGCAGCCGCGCGCCCCGCCCGCUCCAGCCGCCCCCGGGGCCGCCACCUGCCCAUGAGCCCCGGCCUCAAAGUUUGCGGCGGGCGGGCGGGCGCUGAGCCUCCAAGAUGCCGUUCCACCCGGUGACGGCGGCGUUGAUGUACCGGGGCAUCUACACCGUGCCCAACCUGCUGUCGGAGCAGCGCCCGGUGGACAUCCCGGAGGACGAACUGGAGGAGAUCCGAGAGGCCUUCAAGGUGUUUGACCGUGACGGCAAUGGCUUCAUCUCCAAGCAGGAGCUGGGCACAGCCAUGCGCUCACUGGGUUACAUGCCCAAUGAGGUGGAGCUGGAGGUCAUCAUCCAGCGGCUGGACAUGGAUGGUGAUGGUCAAGUGGACUUUGAGGAGUUUGUGACCCUUUUGGGACCCAAACUCUCCACCUCAGGGAUCCCAGAGAAGUUCCAUGGCACCGACUUUGACACUGUCUUCUGGAAGUGUGACAUGCAGAAGCUGACGGUGGAUGAGCUGAAGAGGCUGCUCUACGACACCUUCUGCGAGCACCUGUCCAUGAAGGACAUAGAGAACAUCAUCAUGACGGAGGAGGAGAGCCACCUGGGCACAGCCGAGGAGUGUCCUGUGGAUGUGGAGACCUGCUCCAACCAGCAGAUCCGCCAGACGUGCGUGCGCAAGAGUCUCAUCUGCGCCUUUGCCAUCGCCUUCAUCAUCAGUGUCAUGCUCAUUGCGGCCAACCAGGUGCUGCGCAGUGGCAUGAAGUAGACGCCACCUGGAUGCCCCAUCCACCGCAUGCGGUGCCUGCGGCCCGCCCCACACCACCGCUGCCUGCAGACCCCUCCCUUGGCCGGCUCCCUGGGCCGCCAUCUGCGUGUACUUCAGGGCCUGGGUAUCCGGCGAGCCCUCCCCACCCACCCACGGUCCUUACCUGGAGCUGUGGCCUGGCUGUGGAGGGCCAGGUGGUGGCUCUGAGGAUGGUCCCCAGCCCCACCCUGGCCUGUAAGGAGCACUCACUCUUCCUACCAUCCAGGGGCUCCUGGGAAAUUAAGGAGGGAUUUGCACAGGAACCCCCAGGACUCAGUCGCUGCUGUGGUCCCUUGGGCAGGAGCGGGCACCCUGUGCCUUGAGACAGCAGCCUAUCUGCGGCCACAGAGCCAACCCAGCCCUGGUCCCUGAGGUCUGCCCAGGGCACAGGGCGGAGGCAGAGACAGAAAGCCUCUUCCUGGGGGAGGGCGGGAAGCCAGGGUGUCCUGGGCCCUGUUGCCUGGCAUGGCCUGAGGAGGCCCCUGGUCUUCUCCUUGGGUCCCUUCCUCUGACCCUCGUUGGACCCCAACCCAGACCCCCUUUUCUCCAUGUACCUGCUGGGCCAGCCCAUUUCAUAGGUGAGGAACCCGAGGCUCAGGGGCCCGAGACUUGGCCUCAGUUCUUCCUUCCACAGGGAUUUUCAGGAAAGGCAGAAGCUCGUGGAGGAUGGGCAUCUGAGGUGGCCCUGCAGCCCCCCACCUUCUGGCCCUCCCACCAGAGGCCCAGCCACCAAGGCCGCGUUGUCCACCACCCCAGCCUAGAGCCUGGAACUGUAGUCCAGCUGAGGAAGGAGGCAGAGCUGGAGCCUGAAGGCUCUGAGCAGCCUCCGGCCAGGGGGCUCUUCCAGGGCUGAACCUUGGGAGGGCCCCUGUAUUACCUCCCGGGCCAAGAAGCCGGCACAGCCCCGCACUGUCAGUGCCAAGAGGCUGCGCCAGGCCACUCUCUCAGCCCAGGGCCUGCCCUCCUGUGUCCUGCCACUUCUCUACGCCCUCAAGGUUGGAGACCCCGCUCCCGUGCCCCGGCUGUGCCAUCCCAAACACUUGGGCAGCAGCUCAGCAUGGGCAGACAUGGGGGCUGUGGAUUCUUCCAGGGCGGGGAUGGCAGAUGGAGCCCUUGGGCUCCUUGGGCCUAGAGCCACUUCUUACUGGGCAACGGGCACAGCCACCCUGGCACACCCUCUGCCUGGCCGUGCUGAACCUCUGCUGGUCCCAAGGGAGAAGGGAGUGAGCGUGGGUCACCUGGGGAAAAUCUCAUCUGAUUCCCGCCCUGCCCAACCUCUGCCAGGGGCUGGAGAACAGAGCUCAGAGCACCCAGCGUAGGGAAACACAGCCAG
This is a messenger RNA of Pongo pygmaeus (Bornean orangutan), 2442 nucleotides long. RefSeq names its product calcium binding protein 7 (gene CABP7). The record is from RefSeq and is a predicted model, not a curated record. Gene Ontology annotation, molecular function: calcium ion binding. The transcript has 5 exons. NCBI's taxonomy places the organism in Eukaryota, Metazoa, Chordata, Mammalia, Primates, Hominidae. Gene Ontology annotation, cellular component: trans-Golgi network membrane. Bases 423 to 1070 code for a protein of 215 amino acids.